This is a messenger RNA of Dreissena polymorpha, 1868 nucleotides long. RefSeq lists its product as uncharacterized. Lineage: Eukaryota; Metazoa; Mollusca; Bivalvia; Myida; Dreissenidae. The transcript is spliced from 3 exons. The coding region runs from base 100 to 678 and encodes 192 amino acids. The record is from RefSeq and is a predicted model, not a curated record.
GCCUUUUAAUCAUGGAUUUGCUGAAGUAAAACCUAUACGGGAUAUCCUUCGGCGGCACAAAAUCUAGAUUGAACACAAUUGUAAACUUAAACUAACAACAUGGAUAAAACAUUAUUCGGGUUUUUUAUUAUGUAUACAUGUACAGGUACAGUCCUCUGUGGAGAAUACUGUUUCACGGCGAUCUCACCUGUUGAAUACUGUCCGAAACUCUGCUGCGAUCAGUCAUAUAGCUACUAUGAUUAUUGCUGCACGUCACAGGAGUUCAAUUACAGCUACAUCGCCCCUAUUGUCAUCGGUGCGGUCAUUUUCAUCGCUGUCAUCGUCACUGUCUGUGUGUGCUGCUGUGUCAAGAGCGCAAAUGGCAUGACGCGUUAUCAGUCUUGGUCAACCAGGCGCGUAGGGGGAACAGCAAUAGCGGUGGCGGUUAAUCAACAGUCUGCGAUGAACAACUUGUAUUACCCAAAUCAACAGUACCAGCAAGCUUAUCCCAUGUACCAGCAACCGUACCCCACGGGCCAACAACCCUACCCCACGGGUCAACAACCAUACGGCUUAGGUCCGCAGUUCGGCGUACCUCAAGCCCCCAUGCACGCCGGACCUCAUCCUGCCAUACAGCCGGGAGUUGCUCAGCCGGCCUAUCCACCUCCGUCAUCGAUUAGCCACUUCCAGGGACCUUAGGAUCCAAGCUGUCCGCCAAAAUGCUUAAUGUAUAGGGUCAGCCCCAAAGAGUUUUUGCAGUGAGAACAGAAUACCAUUUUUUGCGAUGGCGAAAUGGGAUAUGUUUUGUUUUUGUUUCUAUAUUUAUAUGGUUGGGAAAAAAUAUCGCUUCAUGCACGUGAACAGUUUAUUUAUGGGAUAUAUGUCCCUUCGGAUAAAAUUUCUGGAGCAAUUGAAUUCCUAUAUUCUCAAAUUUUUAUUCAUAUAAUAUUUACACACAUAAAUGUUUUAAUUAUCGUUGGUUUGACGAUUCUGAAACGUGACAUGUUUUGUAUUCGUAUUGUCUCUAGGGUUUGCAAUCAUUCCGCUAAUCGCAGGUAAACAAUUCAUUUUGUUUAGGAUGUAAAUAAUUUAAUUUUAAUAUGGAUUAUUAUUGAUAGUAACGUUUAUAUGUAAAGAGACAGGUUGUAUUUGAUUUUAUAUACAAACAAUCGGAAGUGAAAACUAAAUUUUUAGAAAUUGGACCAGCAACGAAAGGUAAAGGUGUUGAAUCUUCUAGACUGGAUUUAAUAUUAUCUUUUUAAUCUCAUCCUGUAAUGCCAAAUGAAAUUGUUCUUAUAUCCUGUGUUGUUAUAUAUGUAUAUUCAAACAUAGUAGUGUUUGGGCAAUAAAGGCGAUCGAUUUUGGAUAUCGAAAUAUCCGGAUUUAUUUAGUGUACGUUAUUCAAAGCACUUAAAGCGGGUAUAUACGAUUUUUAUGUGUGCUGAAUUGUAAAAUAUUGAUACAAAUAUGUUAUAAUAACACACAAUAUGCAAGAAAAAUGAUACAUCUAAGACGAAUUUCAUAAAAAACAGCAAAUACAAAUUAGCGUCCCGAGCCGAUUGUGACGAAGAUAAUUCGUAAUUAUUUUCCUACAAUAACCGAUGCAUUCGUCUUUUUAGUAAGUGUUCGUGUGUCGUAUGAAUCGAUAUCGCUGCAGGAAUUUCAAAUGAACCGUUAAACUAAAUUUAGAUUCACAUCGUACAUGCAUGAUAUACAUGCUGGCGAAUUCGGCUGUACAGCCUUUUUCGAUUUCAGAAUUAAAUAUCUGGCUUAUUUAGCAUUUUUCGACACAUGUUCUUCUUAACUUUUAUUUUAGUUUAUAUUGAAAUAUAUGUAUAAUAAGUUUUUACACAUUUUAUAUUAAUAAAUAAAUAUUUGACAAGAUCGUA